Procambarus clarkii (red swamp crayfish) is the source of this 1247-nucleotide messenger RNA. RefSeq lists its product as uncharacterized. The record is from RefSeq and is a predicted model, not a curated record. NCBI's taxonomy places the organism in Eukaryota, Metazoa, Arthropoda, Malacostraca, Decapoda, Cambaridae.
CACUCUGCCAUGAAGCUCCUGAUACUUGUCUCCUUGGUUGCGGCAGCCGCCGCCGAGAAACGCCCGGCCUACGGUCUACCAAGACCUUCUGGUCCAGGUUUCAUCAUAGGUGGAUCAGGUGGUGGAGGCUUCGGAGGUGGAGGUGGAGGCUUCGGUGGUGGCGUAGGGGCCGGGGGAGGAGGCUUCGGUGGUGGCGUAGGAUUCGGUGGCGGCGCCGGAUUCAGUGGAGUGGGAUUAGGUGGCGGAGCAAGAUUAGGUGGUGGCAGAGGAUUCGGUGGCGGCGCAGGAUUCGGUAGCGGCGCAGGAUUCGGUAGCGGCGCAGGAUUCGGUAGCGGCGCAGGAUUCGGUGGCGGUGUAGGAUUCGGUGGAGUCAGCUGUGGAGCUGGACAGGUUCGUCAUGUGGACGGAAGUUGCGUGACUCCUAUUGUCACCAGAAAUUCAUUUGUGUAUACGGCUCCACCAGUGGCCCCAAUCGUCGGUCCACGCCCAAAUGUUCCCCCACCAAGGCUUGAACACAACAUUAUCUUCAUCCGUACCCCAGAAGUAGGACUUGGUCAGGAACCCAUUGUGGUGCCACCACCUCAACAGAAGAACGUCGUGUACGUCCUCAACAAGCGACCAGAACUGGAGCAGAAGGUCGUCCACGUUCCAGCACAAGAACAACAGACUCCAGAAGUGUUCUUCGUCAACUACGGAGAGGGCGACAACCCGACUCUACCUACAGGAGAGGACCUCCAUUCUGCCCUCGGUGCUGCUGCUCACGGUGGUGGUCAGGUUAUUGGAGGCGGCAUUGGCGGUGGCAUUGGAGGCGGCAUUGGCGGUGGCUUUGGAGGUGGCAUUGGCGGUGGCAUUGGAGGUGGCAUUGGAGGUGGCAUUGGCGGUGGCAUUGGAGGCGGCAUUGGUGGUGGCCAUGGAGUCGGCAUUGGUGGUGGCCAUGGAGGCGGCAUUGGUGGUGGCUUUGGAGACGACUUCAGUAGUGGCGAGAGCAGAGAAGGUGGCUUCAGUGUGUCGACCCCGUCUGGUCUAUAUUCCACGCCAUAAAUAUGUUAACACCGCCCUCUCCAUCAGGCUUCGGCCAUCGUACUGCAGGACGGAACAAAUGAUUUUCUUUAUCUAAUUUCCCGUUUAUCUAAUCCUUCCACUUAUCCUGUAAUAUUUAUUUUAUCCCAGAGAUAUAUUUAUUAAUAUGACAAAUAUUGAUAUCUGCUGUAAACAAUGGCUUAGAUAAAAAUAAAACCUUAAUUAUA